CUUGCUUUGAACUUCUCAAAACAAAAAGUAAAAAAAAUCUUGAAAUCUUUUGGGGACAAAUCUGUCCAAAUUCAUUGACUUUUAGAAAUGCAGAACAUCAUAAAUUCUGUCAAGGGGACAGCUCUUGGUGUUGCAGAAUACUUGACUCCUGUUUUGAAGGAAUCCAAAUUCAGAGAGACAGGAGUUAUAACACCAGAAGAGUUUGUGGCUGCUGGAGAGAAUAUAGUUCACCAUUGUCCAACUUGGCAGUGGGCGAGUGGAGAUGAGUCUAAAAUAAAACCAUAUCUACCUAAAGACAAACAAUUUCUCAUCACUAGAAAUGUUCCCUGUUAUAAACGUGUAAAAGCCUUGGAUAACCAAAAGGAAGAAUAUGAAAAGGUGAUUGAGGAAGAUGAGGAUGGUGGUUGGGUAGAUACGCAUCACUACGCUGAACCCUCAGUUACACAAGCCCAAGAGGGGGUGGCUGAAAUGACAUUAGACUCAAAGGGCGCAUCAAGCCGUGUAGCUGAUGAUGACAAUGACGAUGAUGAUGAUGAUGAUGACGAGGAAGCUGAAGACAUGGAAGCUUUUGAAGAGAGUGGGAUGUUGGAGGAAGACAAUGCAACAUUAGACACCAAAAAGGUUACAAAGGAGGACUCUGACACUGCAGUAGGUGGAGACACAGGGGUCCUGGCUACAAGAACUUAUGAUUUGAACAUCACAUAUGACAAAUAUUACCAAACACCAAGACUUUGGCUCUAUGGAUAUGAUGAGAACAGAAAGCCCCUCACUGUGGACCAGAUGUACGCAGACUUCAGCCAGGACCAUGCUAAGAAAACUGUCACAAUGGAGCAUCACCCCCAUUUACCUGGGCCCCCUAUGGCAUCAGUCCAUCCUUGCAAACACGCUGAUGUUAUGAAAAAGAUCAUAGAGACAGUGGCCGAGGGAGGGGGAGAACUGAGAGUGCACAUGUACCUAAUGAUAUUUCUCAAGUUUGUCCAAGCCAUCAUUCCAACUAUAGAGUAUGACUACACGCAACAUUUUACAAUGUAGGAUAACCCA
Molecule: messenger RNA, 1041 nt
Organism: Owenia fusiformis
Lineage: Eukaryota; Metazoa; Annelida; Polychaeta; Sabellida; Oweniidae
Source: the annotation of a GenBank genome assembly